UUAACGUUUUUCUUUUUCUCAUUUGAUUGAGCACAACGGAAUCGAGAGAUUUUCUCAGAGUAGUUUUGGGUUCCCAUUUACUUUUUUUUUUUUUGUUUCCUUUAAAUUGGGAGUGUUAACGUAUCUCUGUUCGUCAUCUGAGUUUUGAGAGAUCGUCUUCGCCGAAGCUUUUCUUGACUGAGUUUGGCCGGAGAAAAUGGCGAUGAUCACUGCUUCACGCUUUGUAUCGAGAACUUCUGGUGUCGCCGGGCAUGGAAGUUCGGGAUCGGAGAUGAAAGCGAAUUUGGCUCAGAUAAGCCAGAGGAACCAAACCAUGACUCACAGUGGGCUAAGAUCUCUGGACAAUCUGAGUAUGCUGAAGGUGAGAUCUCGCCAAACUGUGGUUGCCCGGAAAGCUAUGGCAAAAGUUGAGGAGACCCAAAACGACAAGUCGUUUGGGAAAAUAGUUUGUGGGCAAGGAAUGUCGUUGGUGUUUGUAUCGGCUGAGGUCGGUCCUUGGUCCAAAACUGGUGGACUUGGUGAUGUUCUUGGUGGACUUCCUCCAGCAAUGGCUGCUAAUGGGCAUCGAGUUAUGACGAUUGCUCCACGAUAUGAUCAGUACAAGGAUGCAUGGGACACUGGUGUUCUUGCAGAUAUUCCAGUUGGUGGCAGCGUUCAAACCGUUCGAUUCUUCCACUGCCACAAACGAGGGGUUGAUAGAGUGUUUGUGGAUCAUCCCUGGUUCCUUGAAAAGGUAUGGGGUAAAACUGGAUCCAAAAUCUAUGGCCCUGUCACAGGAAAAGAUUACGAUGACAACCAGUUACGCUUCAGCCUGUUGUGCCUGGCAGCUUUGGAGGCUCCGAGGAUUCUAAAUCUGAACAGUAAUGAAUAUUAUUCUGGACCUUAUGGAGAGGAUGUUGUAUUCAUUGCCAAUGAUUGGCACACUGCUCUUAUUCCAUGCUACCUGAAAACUCUGUACCAACCUAAGGGAAUCUACAAAAGUGCCAAGGUUACAUUCUGUAUCCACAAUAUAGCCUACCAAGGACGAUUUGCCUUUACGGACUUCUCACUUCUCAAUUUGCCUGAUCAGUUCAAGAGUUCUUUUGACUUCAUUGACGGGUAUGUCACGCCUGUUAAGGGAAGGAAGAUCAACUGGAUGAAAGCUGGAAUAAUUGAAUCAGACAGGGUUGUGACUGUGAGCCCUUACUAUGCGAAAGAGCUAAUUUCGGGUGAAGACAGAGGUUGUGAAUUGGAUAACAUCAUUCGUAAGACUGGUAUCAGUGGAAUUGUAAAUGGUAUGGAUGAUCAAGAGUGGAAUCCAGCCACUGACAAAUACCUCAGCAUCAAAUAUGAUGUCAAUACUGUGUUCGAAGCAAAACCUCUGUUGAAAGAAACCCUUCAAGCGGAAGUUGGGUUGCCUGUCGACACCAACAUACCUGUGGUGUGUUUUGUUGGUAGACUAGAAGAGCAGAAAGGUUCAGAUAUUCUCGUGGAAGCCAUUGAUCAGCUCAUUGAUGAAGAUGUUCAAAUCAUUCUUCUUGGAACUGGCAAAAAGUAUCUGGAGAAGAUGAUCGUUAAAGCAGAGAAGAAAUAUCCAGACAAGGUUAGAGCAAUAACAAAGUUCAAUGUCCCCUUGGCUCAUGUGAUGAUUGCAGGGUCUGACUUUAUCGCCAUCCCAAGUAGAUUUGAGCCUUGUGGUCUCAUUCAGCUGCAAGCUAUGCGAAAUGGAACGAUUCCUUGCGUUGCCUCGACUGGUGGGCUUGUCGACACUGUCAAGGAAGGCUUUACAGGUUUCCAAAUGGGAGCCUUCAAUGUUGAAUGUGAGAAAAUCGAUCCGGUUGAUGUGACUGCUGUGGUGAAAACCAUCAAGAAAGCUCUCUCAACAUAUGGUACUCCUGUUAUGAAAGAGAUGAUUCAAAAUUGCAUGGCACAAGAUCUCUCAUGGAAGGAACCUGCAAAACAAUGGGAGAAGAUGCUGCUGAGCCUGGAAGUUGCUGGAAGUGAACCAGGCAUUGAAGGUGAAGAAAUUGCUCCAAUGGCCAAGGAGAACCUGCCUACACCCUAAGCUAGAUUCCAUAUUUACUGUGUGGUCUUCUUUUUAGUUUCUAUUUUAGAUUUGAGAAUGUGAUAAUUUAGAAGGGCAGAGACAUUAGCAAGUAAUAUCAGAAGAACUAAUUCCAUCAACAACCAGAAUGGUGAUCUGAAGAAGAAGAAGAAGAAGAAGGUGUUUUUCAGUUCUUUUUAAGUAUGAGAUGAUGUUAAGUAAAUAAAAAGGCUCUACUAAAUAAAAUGUCUUUCCUUUUCA
Messenger RNA from Humulus lupulus (European hop), 2284 nucleotides. RefSeq names its product granule-bound starch synthase 1, chloroplastic/amyloplastic-like. The record is from RefSeq and is a predicted model, not a curated record. NCBI's taxonomy places the organism in Eukaryota, Viridiplantae, Streptophyta, Magnoliopsida, Rosales, Cannabaceae. Gene Ontology annotation, molecular function: alpha-1,4-glucan glucosyltransferase (UDP-glucose donor) activity. Bases 197 to 2044 code for a protein of 615 amino acids. The transcript has 14 exons.